This is a messenger RNA of Saprolegnia parasitica CBS 223.65, 654 nucleotides long. RefSeq lists its product as hypothetical. Lineage: Eukaryota; Oomycota; Saprolegniomycetes; Saprolegniales; Saprolegniaceae. Bases 1 to 654 code for a protein of 217 amino acids. The transcript has 5 exons. Gene Ontology annotation, biological process: protein targeting to vacuole; protein transport to vacuole involved in ubiquitin-dependent protein catabolic process via the multivesicular body sorting pathway. The record is from RefSeq and is a predicted model, not a curated record. Gene Ontology annotation, cellular component: ESCRT-0 complex. Gene Ontology annotation, molecular function: phosphatidylinositol-3-phosphate binding; ubiquitin binding; metal ion binding.
AUGCGUCGUCCAACGUUGGGCGCCGGAGACGUCAAGCCGGGCGAGGCGUAUGCUGUCGAGUGGGUCCGCGACGAGGACGUGCACGCGUGCGCACGGUGUGCGACGGCAUUUGGCUUCUUUGUGCGCCGCCACCAUUGCCGCGGCUGUGGCAACGUCGUAUGCGCAGAGUGCGCCGCGACCCGCCGGGAGGUGUACGGGCUUCUUGGUCUCCAGCGUGUGUGUGACGCUUGCUUGACCAACGGCGUCUGGGUCGACCCUGUGGCCCGUCGGGCCCUCGAGAAGCUACAGCAGGAAGAGAACAGUCAAGACGACGAGGCUUCGAGCAGCGACGAGAGCGCUGACGGGUCCAGCAGUGCGUCCAGCAGCUUUGCGGACGAGACGUGGCGCGAUGCCAUGGACGAGGAUGGCGUCUUCCUCCCGCUUGCGCAGUGGGAGUCGUUGGUCACAGAGUGUGUCAUGCAAGACAUCAGUGAGAUCGCACCCAUUGAGGACAUAUCCAGCCUCGAGCCAGCGCUGCCAGCGCGCAUCAAGUCGGUCGAAAGCCAACAACUGGUGACGCCAUCGUCGUCCGACAGCCGAACCCAGAUGCCGACAGCAGACGCCACAACGCACCCAAGCAGCAAGGGGCGGCGGCAAGCGACGACACUGGCUUAA